This is a messenger RNA of Colletotrichum destructivum, 117 nucleotides long. RefSeq lists its product as uncharacterized. The record is from RefSeq and is a predicted model, not a curated record. Lineage: Eukaryota; Fungi; Ascomycota; Sordariomycetes; Glomerellales; Glomerellaceae. The transcript has 2 exons. Bases 1 to 117 code for a protein of 38 amino acids.
AUGCGCAGCCUGAGGCCAUCAUGCUGGAAUGCUUUCAUCACAGGCGUGCAGGAGGACCGCGGCGGCUGGAAGGGCUACGUGACCAAGGCCUUGGGCUUCUCCAACGAGGGCCUUUAA